AAGUAGACGCAGCACGAAGCGCGUCUGGCGGGAAUCUGAUGUCAGUGCUCUUGAACAAAACAACUGCUUUUCCUCGGUUGUAGCACAAAGUUUCGCUUCGACCAAAAGCUGGGGCAGCGCCACACACUACUAUGCAGGCCUUUCUGAAAGGGGCCCAGAGCUCCAGAGCCCAGCAGAAGCAGGAGAGGAUCGGAUCGGCCGGACCCGCCGGUCACCCCAGUGCGGACAAGAAGCACAAAGCACUGCCUUGGGUGGAGAAAUAUAGGCCCAAAUGCGUCGAUGAAGUUGCCUUUCAAGAGGAGGUGGUUGCAGUGCUGAAGAAGUCUCUGGAGGGCGCCGAUCUUCCCAACUUAUUGUUCUAUGGCCCACCUGGCACUGGAAAAACGUCCACCAUACUGGCAGCUGCGAGGGAGCUGUAUGGACCUGAGCUGUAUCGGCAGAGAGUUCUGGAGCUGAACGCGUCUGAUGAACGAGGCAUCCAGGUUAUCCGGGAGAAGGUGAAGAACUUUGCCCAGCUGACUGCAGCGGGAACACGGACAGAUGGGAAACCCUGCCCCCCCUUUAAAAUCAUUAUCCUGGAUGAGGCGGACUCCAUGACAAACGCCGCACAGGCAGCCCUCAGACGCACAAUGGAGAAGGAGUCCAGAACCACACGCUUCUGUCUCAUCUGUAACUAUGUCAGCCGGAUAAUCGAGCCCCUGACAUCUCGAUGUUCUAAAUUCCGCUUCAAGCCUCUUGGAGACCAGGUCCAGGAAGAGCGACUGUUAGAAAUAUGUGAAAAGGAGAAUCUGAAGUACACUAAAGAGGGAAUUGGCGCUUUGGUGAGGGUGUCAGAGGGGGACCUCCGAAAAGCUAUAACCUUCCUGCAGAGUGCUGCGCGGCUGAACGGCGACAAAGAAAUCACCGAGUCAGACGUCACAGAGAUCGCUGGGGUUGUCCCUUCAAAGAUGAUACAAAAUCUGCUAAGUAUUUGUUACAAGAGCACCUUCGAUAAGCUUGAAAUUGCCAUUAAGAACAUAAUAGAUGAGGGCUAUGCAGCCAUGCAGAUAAUCCAUCAGCUUCAUGACACCAUCAUAGAUGAGAGUCUAAACGAUCAACAGAAGUCAGUAAUUACAGAAAAAAUGGCGGAAGUGGACAAGUGUCUGACGGAUGGAGCAGAGGAGUACCUACAGCUGUUGAGCCUGUGUUCAGUGAUCAUGCAGCAAGCACAAACAUCCCAGAGCAACUAAGCAGCUGUAGCUUUUCAAACCCCUUUUGUCUUCCCCAUUUUCUUGUUUUGCUUUUGGACAGACUUUUGUACCUUAUUAAAAGAUUGCUUAACGCUGGUGCAACCUGUUUUUUUUGGUGGGCUACCUAAAUGUAAACACUAAGUUAGUGCACAAAAGUCAAAUCACAAGCAGUCUUAUUUUUAUCUUAAUAUCCAUCAUGUGAGCUUUGGGGCCUCCGGCUGCUCGCACCAAAUUUGAUCAUUUCAAAAUUGUUCCACGGGAGUAGAUGCCACUGCCAUUAAGGUUUGCACCCAGAGGUACAGUCAUCUUACAAAAGAAACAGACACCAUGUUUAUUUUUGCGCCAUUGAUUUAUU
Messenger RNA from Scleropages formosus (Asian bonytongue), 1584 nucleotides. RefSeq names its product replication factor C (activator 1) 4 (gene rfc4). NCBI's taxonomy places the organism in Eukaryota, Metazoa, Chordata, Actinopteri, Osteoglossiformes, Osteoglossidae. The record is from RefSeq and is a predicted model, not a curated record. Gene Ontology annotation, biological process: DNA repair; DNA-templated DNA replication. The coding region runs from base 132 to 1229 and encodes 365 amino acids. Gene Ontology annotation, molecular function: ATP binding; DNA binding; ATP hydrolysis activity. The transcript is spliced from 11 exons. Gene Ontology annotation, cellular component: nucleus; DNA replication factor C complex.